AAAAGAUCGGCUGGAACUGUUUCAGAAGUGACCGGAAGGUCUGAGCAGGAUGAAUUGCUGAUGGCAUUUGAGGAACUUGCCAACGCUCCCGAAAGCAACGAAGACGAGGACGUUGCAUCAAAUGAUUGGAAUGACGCAGACAUGGACAACUCUGUGUGUGGAUCAGAGGACCUGUUUCCCGGGUACAAUUCAGGAGGCAGUGCAGAGAAAGAUGGGACCCACAUGAGUACGGCAGUGACUGAGGUAGAUUUUAGAGCAGGGGAAGAGGUGUCGCCAUCAAAGUCAAGUUCAGAUUCUGGAUGUGGGUCAGAGGUCAUGGAGGACCAAUCAGGUGAACCCGAAGCCAAGCGGCUGAAGAAGUGCUGGCCCAUCUUUUCCUCAUCUCCAAGGCCGAGGUCCCGCCUCUUCAACAAAAGUUCCCCACGCUCCAGUCCACGGAUUACCGGGAAACUGAAACUGCCCAAGAAAUCAAAGGAGCCACAGGGCAUGGAGCAACUUAUCAUUGACGCUGGACAGAAGAAGAUCGGUGCGAUCGUGUGUGAGACCUGUGGGAUGUUGUACACCGUGGGACACGCUGAUGAUGAAGCAGCUCACCAGAAAUAUCACCACAAGUUCCUCAACUCUGUCAGGUUUGAGGGUUGGAAGAAGGAGCAUGUUUUAGCCACAUUUCACGAUGGACGCAUCAUCAUGGUCUUGCCAGACGACCCCAAGUAUGCUAUCAAGAAGGCUGAAGAGGUGCGAGUGCUGGUUGAUAAUGAGUUGGGUUUUAUCAAAGGUUACUCAACAACCCGCUCCAACUGUAAGACGCUGCUGUUUAUUUCCAAUGACAAGAGAGUGGUGGGAUGUGUGAUUGCAGAGGAAAUCUCAAAGGCAUACCGAGUCCUGCCCAGUGACAGCCAGCCCAGCCCGCUGCCCCCCUCCCCCGCGCGUGCGUGGUGCUGUGACACCAGGCCGGUCGCUGCGGUCUGCGGGAUCAGCCGGGUCUGGACGUUCCGCCUGUGGAGGAAGAGGAAAGUCGCAAGCAGACUGGUGGACACACUAAGGUCCCACUUUGCGUUUGGCUGCAUUCUGUCCAAGGAUGAUGUGGCAUUCUCCGACCCCACACCGGAUGGCCGGAAGUUUGCGGAAAGUUACUGUGGAACGGCAGCUUUCCUGUGCUACAAGUAGUACUUUGUACUAGUAUGUACUACUUAUAGAACAGGGAGAAUACCAUCUGGGGCCAGACACUUUGUUUAUGACUCUGAAGUCACCAUCAUCUACACCUUAGUGAUGGUUCGGACACAGAUUCUCUUGUCAACCACCUUUACUCGUACUUUCCAGCUCUUGAUAAAAAUUGUACAUUGCACCACUGUAAUGGUUUUUAAAGGUAGAAUUGCAUAUAUUUAGGUUGAAAAAUUUUAAUUAAUGGUCCAGAAAUUGACAUUAGUCGCCCAAUACUUAAUUCAAGGAAUUGAUGAUCAAUCGAAAUUCAGUGUUCAGAUCACUGAAAGGCACAUUGUGCAACUUUGAAAUAAUUAACAUGUAAUAGUUGCGUUGCCAUUUCUUAUCAGUGUAAUGCAUUAUUAGGAUUUAUGUUAUUUCAUAUAGAUGUAUAUAGACACUAACAUUAGUAGCAAUGAAAUUGUAAUACAGCAGUGUGGACUUGCUCUCAUUGAAAUGUCCAAAUUGCUGUUUCUAACCAAAAAAAAAGAUGUAAGAAGAGAAGUAGGCAUCCCUUUCAU
Molecule: messenger RNA, 1721 nt
Organism: Branchiostoma belcheri (Belcher's lancelet)
Lineage: Eukaryota; Metazoa; Chordata; Leptocardii; Amphioxiformes; Branchiostomatidae
Product: N-acetyltransferase ESCO2-like
Exons: 9
Coding region: 61-1167 (368 amino acids)
Biological process (GO): mitotic sister chromatid cohesion
Cellular component (GO): chromatin; nucleus
Molecular function (GO): protein-lysine-acetyltransferase activity
Source: RefSeq, a predicted model, not a curated record